AUCAUCAUAAAAAUUUAAAGCGUUAUAAGUACAAGCAGAAGUUUUAUCGCGAUUUAAAGGCAUAUUGCAGAAACCACGUCAAUUCCCCGGCCAAGAUAAAACUUGUCGACGCGCAGCAGGUGUUUGGCAUUGUGUGGUAUUCAGAUCAGCAACAGCAUCAGCGAACAGAUAAAUAAUUCUGAUUGGACAUGCCGAAUAAGUCAGAUUUUUUACCUUACAGCUGCUUAUGGCAGACUAUAUCCUAACAUUUAAGCGGCUUAAACCCUAAACAACCACAUUAAAGCAGUAAAAAAUGGCCUCAAGGUUACUCUUCGUCAAAAGGUUGUCUCGUUGGGCCAAGGCAGCAGUAACAGCUUCGUCUUCGUCUUCUUCUUCUUCUUUUUUAUCAUCAGCCUCAAUUUAUUCUUCCAAUGGGCUCUACAUUGGAGCAAGGAGUCUGCAUCCAGCAGCACCAUUUACAAAUCCUAGAUGGAGUGAAUUGAACCAUUACAGUAGCUGCAAUGGGAGGAGGAAUAUAACCCUUCUCGCGCUGAAUGAUUUGAGCGACAACAAAGGGUCGAGGAAGAAGAAGACGCGGAAGGGCAGGGGAAUAGGGUCAGGGAAGGGGAAAACAGCAGGGAAAGGACAUAAGGGGCAAAGGGCAAGAAAAGGUGUUAAGUUAGGCUUUGAAGGUGGCCAAACUCCUCUUCGAAGAAAGGUGCCAAAGCGAGGGUUUAAGAAUCCCUUCACUCUUCACUUCCAGCCUAUAAGCUUGAAGAAACUUGCAAAAUAUAUAAAUGCUGGUCGGAUUGAUUCUUCUGAAUUGAUUACAAUGAAAACACUCAGGGAUUGUGGAGCUUUAGGAAAAAAGGUUGAAGAUGGUGUAAGGCUGCUCGGUCGUGGGGCAGAGGAAAUACGUUGGCCCAUUCAUAUUGAGGUAAGCCGAGUGACUCAAAGGGCAAAGGAGACUGUUGAAUCUGCUGGUGGAAGUGUUAGGAGGGUACAUUACAACCGACUUGGAUUGCGGGCUUUAUUGAAACCAGAAUGGUUUGAAAAGAAGGGCCGGCUAUUGCCACGGCCUGCACGCCCUCCACCAAAGCUGCGGCUUAAGGUUGAUAGUAUUGGUCGUCUACCUGCCCCAACCACCCCCAUACCUUUUACAAGUGAAAAUGUAACUGACAUAUCUGCCUAGAUUUUUCUAGUGGUAUUAAAUUUCAAAGGUGGGUUUGAUGUUAUUGCUUGAAGACAUGAGUAGCUGAAUGCAGCUAAUUUGCCAUAAUUUAAAGUCAGUCUGUUUUAUGACUUGGUAACAAAUCAUGGAUAGAAAGAGCAAAUAUGGCUGUGAGGCAUUGCACAGGUUAAGGGUUAAGGUCAAUUGUCGCUUGGUGCAAAAAUUCAAAUUCAAAUUCUAACUUGGACUAGAACCUAAGUAAUCAGAAAUCAGCUGCUUUCUGAGUCAAGGUUCUUUCAGUACAAGCAUGAGAUAAACCAGGAAGCUUAAUUGUAUUUAGGUCGUUAGACUUGACAUCUUUUGAUUUGAUGAUACUGUAAUGUGUGGAAUUUGAAUCCUGGUUAGCUUUAAAUUUUGUGGCCCAAUUUUGUGAAUUUUGAGAAAUGUUGAGGACAUCUUAGCAUUUAAGAAAGGGGAUUGAUCAUUA
Cryptomeria japonica (Japanese cedar) is the source of this 1637-nucleotide messenger RNA. RefSeq lists its product as uncharacterized. Gene Ontology annotation, cellular component: mitochondrial large ribosomal subunit. The transcript is spliced from 4 exons. Gene Ontology annotation, biological process: translation. Lineage: Eukaryota; Viridiplantae; Streptophyta; Pinopsida; Cupressales; Cupressaceae. The record is from RefSeq and is a predicted model, not a curated record. The coding region runs from base 293 to 1171 and encodes 292 amino acids. Gene Ontology annotation, molecular function: structural constituent of ribosome.